AUGUCUGUGGUCUCGAAUGGUUUGAAGCACGUCAAUUCGAGAGCGGUCGCGGGUCAGAUGCCAUGCACUGAUCUCCUGCGACAACAAGUACGCCGAUCCCGAUCCCGCGCUGGUGUGCUGGCUGCGCCGACGAAUCCCACCAGCAGAGAGGAUUUCAAACUGCCAGAGAGACUCAAGGUCACCGGCAAGGAGGAAAGUUUCGUGUUUUACGAUUCGGGAGAGGGUGAUCCCGACCGGAUCCUCGUCUUCGCAACCCCCGGCAAUUUGAACCUUCUUCGGAAUAUGAUGAGUGCUUCAGCGACGUACCGUAGACUCCUAGAAAGCAUUGUCGGAGCAUUGAACGGUUCCUCCCCGCGACUGAUCCAUAUCGACUUCGAAGUGGCCAUGAUAAAAGAGUUAGAAAGAGCUUUCCCUACCACUCGAAUAUUGGGAUGCCUUUUCCAUUUUUAUCAAUGCCAAUGGCGGAAAAUUCAGAGCAACCCUGACCUUCGAAGACAAUACGGAGAAGACCCGGACUUUGCUCUGCAAGUUCGCAUGUUCUCGGCGUUGUCUUUCGUCCCUACGAGGGACUUGCUGCCCGUGUUCGAUUCACUCCUGCGAUCGGACUUCGUUAAAGACAACAACUACAUGUUGACUCCUUUCAUCAAUUAUUUCGAAAGCACAUGGGUUGGAAGGGAGCGCAGUAAACCUCGUAUGAAGCACGAGUGGUGGAACGUGCAUAGCUCAGUCCUGGAAGGUAUAGCGCGAACUAACAACGCAGUAGAAGCAUGGAACUCGGCGUUCUCUAAAAGAGUAGGAUCUUCGAAUCCGAACUUAUUCAGGUUCGUUGAAAUUUUGAUAACUGAACAAGCUAAAACGGACUUCAUGGUUAACAAUUGCCUCGCUCAGGGAUCAAACACCUUGCCGAAAAAGCGAUAUCGAGACCGAAAGAAGAGGCUUGAAAAUCUAGUGUCAUCUUAUGAUCAACGGGGAACGCUAGAUUUCCUCGAAGCGAUUGCGCAUAACAUUUCAUUUUGA
Molecule: messenger RNA, 1017 nt
Organism: Galendromus occidentalis (western predatory mite)
Lineage: Eukaryota; Metazoa; Arthropoda; Arachnida; Mesostigmata; Phytoseiidae
Exons: 3
Coding region: 1-1017 (338 amino acids)
Source: RefSeq, a predicted model, not a curated record